UGUAGAGGGGUCCAAGUGAAAGGUACAAUGUUAUCUUAUCGGAUGAAUCUGAAUCUUCUGUCAUCAUGUAUCUACCCAGGUACAGCUACCUAAGCAAACAUUUCGCAUGCGUUGAAGGCUUUUAUGUUUUAAAAGAGAACCUCCUCUGUUUCUUCAUAAUCCAAUAAGACCCAUCUAAUCCGGAGUCAGCUUAGUUGUGUUGCGCUCGCUCUUGAACGAAAGCCUAUUACCAACGCCAAACAUGCCCAACUUUAGACCAGCAUUGAUAGUCAUAGAUCUACAAGAGGACUUUUGCCCUCCGAAUGGUUCACUUGCUGUAGCCAAUGGCCGUGAUAUCACACCGUUGAUCAAUAAGCUUCUAGCCUCACCUUUUGUGACUAAGAUUGCGACCAAAGACUGGCACCCAACUGAUCAUAUCUCGUUUGCCGCAAAUCACAAAGGCAAAUCUCCGUUUGAGGACUUUGUCACCAUCGUGAAUCCACACAACGAAUCUGAGACCUAUGAAUCAAGAUUAUGGCCAGUUCAUUGCGUGCAGGGCACUCCAGGAGCCGAGCUAAUACCCGAACUACACAUCGGCCAGCUUGACACGAUUCUAGAGAAGGGCACGGACCCACGGGUUGAGAUGUAUAGCCCGUUCUACGACCCUUUCACUUCCCCACGUAUUUGUGAUAGCGGUCUUAUGCAGGCCUUAAAAGAAAAGCAAGUGACGGAUGUGUACGUGGUGGGGUUGGCGGCGGAUUAUUGCGUCAAGAACGCAGUAAUUGACGCGGCUAAAGAGGGAUUUAAAACAUACCUGGUAGAGGAGUGUACCCGACCAGUCGACGCGUUGGCUUGGCCGGAAUGCAAGAAGGAAAUCGAGGCUACCGGAGUCAAAAUUGUCAGCAUGGACGGGCCGGAAGUACGGCGAUUGAUGACGGCGCAAUAGCUGAGUAAGCUUAUAAUUCACCGAGGAUGGUGGUUUCUACUCAGCAGAGAAGAUAAGUGAUUGCGGUUUUAUUACUUAUUACUCGUUCAAUAGUUUGUGUUCAUGUAUGUAGGUAGGUAGGUAGGACAUUAUCAAGUCCGGAGUUACUUUAUUGAAGCAAGCGCCGUCUUAUGACAUAUCUAACUCGUACGAUAGGAACCGGCAACGGGCUUAUGGGGAUCACAGGGCAUGAGAAACUGUCAUUUCAAGCCACUUACACUUACAUACCAAGACACACAUGUCUAGGAUACAACACAUGGACACAAGGGCAAGAAACGCGAUGGAUGCGAAUAUAAGUGUCUUACUAGGGUUACCUGGGUAUAUCUUGUACAUGGUAUAUACAAAGGACAAAGCAUACCAUUCCUACGUAAAGUAACAUUCCGUCACCGUCCGAGUUUCUGGAUCUUUUUUUUUU
Hypoxylon trugodes is the source of this 1379-nucleotide messenger RNA. RefSeq names its product pyrazinamidase/nicotinamidase. The transcript has 2 exons. NCBI's taxonomy places the organism in Eukaryota, Fungi, Ascomycota, Sordariomycetes, Xylariales, Hypoxylaceae. The record is from RefSeq and is a predicted model, not a curated record. Bases 242 to 925 code for a protein of 227 amino acids.